UCUGUUCUCAGUCGUGGACCACUCAAGCCUGGGCUGUUAGAGAGGCUGCUGGUUCUCCGAGACCCCCUGGCCGAACCGAACAAGGGAAAUGGUCCCCGCCCUGCCACUCGUCAGUUGAAGAGUGGCCGCCCUGGCAGGGUGGCAGGCCAGCUGCGGCGCGGGGCGCCGGCCAGAAGGGCUGCAUUGUCGUCCUGUCUGUCCUGCUGAAUGUCGGUUCCAGAGGAUGAGGAGAGGCUUUUGCCGCUCGCCCAGAGAUGGCCCCGAGCGAGCAAGUUCCUCCUGUCGGGCUGCGCGGCUACCGUGGCCGAGCUAGCAACCUUUCCCCUCGAUCUCACAAAAACUCGACUCCAAAUGCAAGGAGAAGCUGCCCUUGCUCGGCUGGGAGACAGUGCAAGAGACUCUGCUCCCUACAGGGGCAUGGUGCGCACGGCCCUAGGGAUUGUCCAAGAGGAAGGCUUUCGAAAGCUUUGGCAAGGAGUGACCCCCGCCAUUUACAGACACAUAGUGUACUCUGGAGGUCGAAUGGUCACAUAUGAACAUCUCCGUGAAGUCGUGUUUGGCAAAACUGAAGAUAAGCAUUAUCCCCUUUGGAAAUCAGUGAUUGGAGGCAUGAUGGCUGGUGUUGUUGGUCAAUUUUUAGCCAACCCAACUGACCUAGUAAAGGUUCAGAUGCAAAUGGAAGGAAAAAGGAAACUUGAAGGAAAACCGCUGCGAUUUCGUGGCGUGCAUCAUGCAUUUGCAAAAAUCUUAGCUGAAGGAGGAAUACGUGGGCUUUGGGCAGGCUGGGUACCCAAUAUACAAAGAGCAGCGCUGGUGAAUAUGGGAGAUUUAACCACUUAUGAUACAGUGAAACACUACUUGGUAUUGAAUACACCACUUGAGGACAAUAUUAUGACUCAUGGUUUAUCAAGUUUAUGUUCUGGACUGGUAGCUUCUAUUCUGGGAACACCAGCCGAUGUCAUCAAAAGCCGAAUCAUGAAUCAACCACGAGAUAAACAAGGAAGGGGACUUCUGUAUAAAUCAUCAACUGACUGCUUGAUUCAGGCUGUGCAAGGAGAAGGAUUCAUGAGUCUAUAUAAAGGCUUUUUACCAUCUUGGCUGCGAAUGACCCCUUGGUCACUGGUGUUCUGGCUUACUUAUGAAAAAAUCAGAGAGAUGAGUGGAGUCAGUCCAUUUUAAGCCCUUAAAGAUACAGUGUUCAGUAUCAUUGAAAUAUGGGCACCUGCAACACACCCCCCUAUUAUUUCUACCUCUUUAGGAAGACACCUUUCUCCACAGAGACUGUGAUUUAUAGGGGGCAGCACUUUAUUUUUCUCUGGAAACCCAAGUUCUGUUUGACUCCUCUUUUUGUUCAAAAGCAAUCUGGUUGGAUCACACAAAAUGAGACCCAGCACAGCGUUUUCUAAAGAAGACUCGAAUCCUGACCACUUACCUUGGGUGAGAAGAUUUGACCUUUGUGAUGCUAUUCUGUGCUGAAGGGGCCUGCUUAGAGGAGGCAUCCCAGAGGGAGACAGCAUCUCAGACCCGGAGUAGACAAUAGGAAUGUGGAAGAAUACAGACACAUGGAGUGACUAAGAAAAAUAUAUUUCAUCUGUUAUGUCAGUAUUUACAACGGAAAUUUGAUAAUUCACUUUUCUGUUGUUAAAGUAACAUAGUGUAAUUUAAAGGAAGGUGAAUGAAAAUUCCUGAAUAAACAUUUUCAAUUUC
This is a messenger RNA of Equus quagga, 1707 nucleotides long. RefSeq names its product solute carrier family 25 member 27 (gene SLC25A27). Gene Ontology annotation, biological process: response to cold. NCBI's taxonomy places the organism in Eukaryota, Metazoa, Chordata, Mammalia, Perissodactyla, Equidae. The record is from RefSeq and is a predicted model, not a curated record. The transcript has 9 exons. Bases 208 to 1179 code for a protein of 323 amino acids.